This is a messenger RNA of Erigeron canadensis, 2484 nucleotides long. Its product is annotated as L-type lectin-domain containing receptor kinase VIII.1-like. The transcript has a single exon. The coding region runs from base 120 to 2261 and encodes 713 amino acids. Gene Ontology annotation, molecular function: carbohydrate binding; protein kinase activity; ATP binding. Lineage: Eukaryota; Viridiplantae; Streptophyta; Magnoliopsida; Asterales; Asteraceae. Gene Ontology annotation, cellular component: plasma membrane. Gene Ontology annotation, biological process: protein phosphorylation. The record is from RefSeq and is a predicted model, not a curated record.
UUUCCUUUCCAUGCAAAGUCUCUCUCUCUCUCUACAAACUUUUUCUGUCAUCUCGUGAUUGAUUCCCACACAUUCUUGAUGGCUGUUGUUUUUCAGAUCUAAAAAAACCCACAAAAAUCAUGCCUCAAUUAUUAUUGUCCCUCAAAUUCACCAUAUUACACAAUGUUCUGUUUUUUCCCCUGUUUUUUACACUGUUUUUCCUCUGUUUUUCCGGCAAUGCAAACACUACAUUUGACUUCCAAACAUUGACACUCACCAGUUUAAAGUUUUUAGGAGAUGCCCAUAUGUUCAACAACAGUGUCAGACUCACCCGAGAUCUCCCCGUCCCUAAUUCCGGCGCCGGCAGGGUUUUAUACAAUAAGCCCAUAAGAUUCCGGCGACCCGGUAACCCAAAUCCAGCCAGUUUCAAAACCAAUUUUUCCUUCAAGAUUCAGAAUCUAAACCCGGAUUCUAUUGGUGGUGGGUUGGCUUUUGUUAUAUCACCGGAUGAUGAAGCGGUUGGUGACGCCGGUGGGUUUCUUGGAAUUCCGGCAGGUGCUGUUUCUGUUGAGUUUGAUACUUUAAUGGAUUUUGAGUUUAAAGAUAUUAAUGGGAAUCAUGUGGGUUUGGAUCUUGAUUCAAUGGUUUCGGGUCAAGUUGCCGACUUGGACCGGGUUGAUGUUGAUUUGAGGAGCGGUGAGUUAGUCAACUCCUGGGUCGAGUUUUCCGGGUCAACUCAGCAACUCAAUGUAUCUAUUUCAUAUUCUAAUAUAAAACCCAAAUCACCAGUUUUAUCAAUAACUAUAAACUUCAAUGAAUAUGCUAAAGAGUUUAUGUAUGUUGGGUUUUCGGGGUCAACUCAGGGGAGUACAGAGGUCCACUCAGUCGAAUGGUGGGCUUUUACUUCAUCUUUUGAUGACCCGGAUACAACACCGAUCGGGUCAGGCUCGCCGCCGCCGCCGUCACCACCCGCCGCUUUCAUGAACCCGGCGGCAAACGCCGUUAGCUCGCCGCCGCCAUCAAUGUCGCCGUCAAAUUCAAAUAAUUUAACCGCCCACACCUCACAAAAACAGAGUAAAUGUCAUAAUGAGUUGUGUAAGAAAAAUGCCGGCGCCGUCGCCGGCGUAGUGACCGCCGGCGCAUUCUUUUUAGCAUUAUGUGCAGUUUUGCUAAUAUGGGUUUAUUCCAAAAAGUUUAAAAAACCAAAAAGGCAGGAGCUUUUAGUCAGUGGAAUCUUUAAAAGCCCGAAAGAAUUUACAUACAAAGAGCUUAAAUUAGCGACUAGAUGUUUUGACCCGACCCGGGUAAUUGGGCAUGGAGCAUUUGGGACUGUAUAUAGAGGGGUGUUAGAUACAGGGGAUGUGGUGGCUAUAAAGAGGUGUAGUCAUAGUGGUGAUGAAGGAAAAGCCGAGUUUUUAUCCGAAUUAUCGAUCAUUGGCACCCUUAGACAUCGAAAUCUAUUGAGAUUACAAGGUUGGUGUCAUGAAAAAGGUGAAAUUAUGCUUGUUUAUGAGUUAAUGCCAAAUGGGUCACUUGAUAAAGCACUUUUUGAAGCAAGAUUAACAUUGUUAUGGGCUCAUAGAAAGAAAAUAUUAAUGGGUGUCGCUUCAGCUUUAGCUUAUUUGCAUCAUGAAUGUGAGAAUCAAGUAAUUCAUAGAGAUGUUAAAGCUAGUAACAUUAUGUUGGAUGAAGGAUUUAAUGCUAAAUUGGGGGAUUUUGGAUUGGCCCGAGAAAUCGAUAAAAACAAGUCUCCUGACCCUACGGUUGCAGCCGGGACAAUGGGUUACUUGGCGCCCGAGUAUUUGCUAACGGGUCGGGCUAGUGAGAAAACGGAUGUUUAUAGCUUUGGUGCAGUUGUGUUAGAGGUGGCUAGUGGUAGGAGGCCAAUUGAGAGGGAGACAACUGGGGUUAGGGCAAAUGGGCAUAGGAGUAGCUUGGUGGAUUGGGCUUGGAGUUUGCAUAGAGACGGGCGGUUGCUAGAGGCGGCUGACCCGCGGUUGGGUGGGGAGUUUGAGGAUGGGGAAAUGAUGAAAGUGUUGUUGGUUGGGUUGAUAUGUUCGCACCCGGAUGCAAAUGUCCGGCCCACAAUGCGAAAUGUGGUUCAGAUGCUUGUGGGUGAGGCUGAAGUGCCUGUGGUUCCAAGGACUAAACCCUCAUUGAGUUUUAGCACUUCAGACUUGCUAUUGAACUUGCAAGAUAGUGUGUCUGAAUUGAAUGAGAUGAUCACACUCUCAAGUUCCUCAUCAGAAAGCUUGAAUGGUGAUAUGUUGAGCCUAGUAUGACCCGGCCCAAACCGAACCAGAUGAUCCUGUGUUAUCCGGGUCUUACAAAUUUUGUUUAGUUCUAACGUGUAUUUACUUGAUUUAUUGAUUUAUGAUGAUGUGUAAUUGUAACACACAAUAAUGAGAAGUUGGUAACAACCUGCAUAGAUGUAUAGGGGCCAGUAGGUCAUUUGUGGAAACUAUUAGGGUCUCAUCAUAACUUCUUGCACUUCCAAUUCUUGCA